CUGUCUCAACCCACCGGUUCGAAACAGAUUCUUUGCUUGUUCAACUGUUUCGAUAUACAUCUGCAGCUUUGGAUCAAACCACAGUCGUCCAUUGAUUUAGUUCGACCGGUUAUACGACAGAUCUUACUAGGCCCAGGGUCCGGAAGUGCACGGCAGCUCGCUCUCCAGUCCAGCUUCGUCUUCUUUACACGAAAUUCUUUCGCAUUGAUUUCCGGCCAAGGGCGCCCUCUUUUCUACUUGGUCUGCAGAAGCAUGGCAAGAGAAUAAGUCUACAAACAGGCUACCGCAUAUUAAGCCUUUCUAUACAUAACAUCCACCUCCUCCGGCCAGUUGGCCACCCAAGUUACAGAGUGCAGCCGGCAGCCAAUACUUGCACUCGCACAUGUCUCGGCGCGCUUUGCCAUCGGCUUUGAGCCAGAUGAAGUCCAUACACCAUCUUGCAGCUCGGCUGCCCUCGAGUGUCUCGCUCCCACGGUCAUCUGUUGGCGCCCUUGUCUUGACACGACACAUUGCGUCAACCUCGGCGGUUGCUGAACAACCAGAGCCUCAGCCAAACCAUACGAUUCCGCCGCCUCCUCCGUCUCCGAGUGUCCUUUCGCGUCGGGAUCGCAUCCGGGAUGCUAAGCCCUUCUCAGACUUUCUUACAGAUACCUUUCACCGGCAGCAUGACUAUCUGCGCAUCUCCGUCACUGAAAGGUGUAACCUGAGAUGUCUGUACUGCAUGCCAGAAGAAGGUGUUCCGCUGUCUCCUGAUAGGAAUCUCCUGACCAGCCCCGAGAUUAUUAUGCUGUCUUCCAUCUUUGUAUCACAAGGCGUGUCCAAAAUUCGGCUCACAGGAGGGGAGCCCACGGUAAGGCGAGACAUCUUGCCUCUCAUGCACCAACUCGGUGCGCUACGCCCAUACGGGCUCCGGGAACUAUGUAUAACCACCAAUGGCAUUUCAUUGCACCGGAAGCUGGAUAGCAUGAUUGAGUCUGGACUUACUGGAGUAAAUCUAAGUCUUGAUACCUUGGAUCCAUGGCAAUUCCAAAUCAUGACAAGGAGAAAGGGAUUUGAUGCUGUCCAGAAAAGUAUCGACCGCGUCCUAGAGAUGAAUUCGUUAGGUGCCGGGGUCAAGUUAAAGAUCAACUGCGUCGUGAUGCGUGGCCUCAACGACCGGGAAAUCCUUCCCUUUGUCGAACUGACAAGAGAGAAAGACCUUGAGGUACGCUUCAUCGAGUAUAUGCCUUUCGACGGCAACAAGUGGAACAAGGGCAAAAUGUUCUCGUACGAUGAGAUGCUGGACGUAAUCCGGGGCAAGUACCCUGACUUGCACAAGGUUCGCGAUGAAAAGAACGAUACAAGCAAGACUUGGAAAAUACCUGGGUUUGCAGGCCGCCUUGGCUUCAUCACAAGCAUGACACAUAAUUUUUGCGGCACCUGCAAUCGGCUCCGGAUUACGAGUGAUGGCAAUCUCAAGGUCUGCCUUUUUGGAAACGCCGAGGUAUCAUUGCGGGAUAUCUUGAGGAAAUCCAACAGCGGAGACCCCAUAGAUGAAGAGGCGUUUGAGGCCAUGAAGCAGAUUGAGAUGAACCGCCGGCAAGGUCUCGCCGGCACCGAACUUCCAUUAGGGGUGGCACCAAACGAAGCUGAGCUGCUCGAUGUCAUCAGAAUAGCUGUCAAGGGGAAGAAAGCAAAGCAUGCCGGUCUUGGAGAGCUAGAGCACAUGCCGAACCGGCCGAUGAUAUUGAUAGAUCCUGUUGCGCCGACACUCACGACUAUGCCACCUGGAACACGGCAGCUUAUCGGUCGUGUUAUGCCAUGGUCUGGUGUAUCAACAACAGCUACCCCCGGUUACCUUGGACAACAGCGACAACUACGGCGACUCUCCAGCUCACGGAGCCUGAGAAAUGACAAAGAUGACAAGAACCAAAGCUCAGCACGCCUCACGCAUGUAUCCGAGUCAGGAUCAGCACACAUGGUCAACAUUUCAGAAAAGCAAGUGACGUCGCGCGUAGCCACGGCCGCGUGCGCAGUGCACUUCUCAGACGACACGGCAAUCAAGCUUAUACGGGAGAACCAGAUGAAGAAGGGCGACGUGCUCGGCGUGGCUCGAGUUGCCGGCAUCAUGGCGGCGAAGCGCACCCCGGAUCUCAUCCCCCUGUGUCACCCCAUUGCCAUUACGCGCGUGAGCGUCGAUCUGGAGGUCGUGGGGAGUCGCCAGAUCGAGAUCCGGGCGACGGUCUCGUGUGAUGGGAAGACGGGGGUUGAGAUGGAGGCGCUCACCGCGGCGUCAUCGGCGGCCCUGACGGUCUACGAUAUGUGCAAGGCUGUGGAUAAGGGGAUGAAGAUCGAGGGGCUCCGGGUCGUUCUAAAGGACGGGGGGAAGAGUGGCAGAUGGGAGAUGCCUUGAUGUAUGAUGUAUGAUGUGCACUUUUACAUGGAUACAGGAUGCAAGCAAUGCUAGCAGCUAUCUGUUAUGGACGUCAUAGUACCCUCUCGAGGGAAGAGCAAGAGAUCGGCAUAGCAAAGUAAUGGCGAUUUUACAAGCCAAUGUUGGUUCCAAGAAACAUUUGGAUACCUUAUCUUACAGUGUGUAGAAUAAGAUCACCAAUGAAUGUG
This is a messenger RNA of Trichoderma harzianum CBS 226.95, 2601 nucleotides long. RefSeq lists its product as hypothetical. The record is from RefSeq and is a predicted model, not a curated record. Gene Ontology annotation, biological process: Mo-molybdopterin cofactor biosynthetic process. The coding region runs from base 383 to 2392 and encodes 669 amino acids. The transcript has 2 exons. NCBI's taxonomy places the organism in Eukaryota, Fungi, Ascomycota, Sordariomycetes, Hypocreales, Hypocreaceae. Gene Ontology annotation, molecular function: 4 iron, 4 sulfur cluster binding; GTP 3',8'-cyclase activity; cyclic pyranopterin monophosphate synthase activity.